AUGACCGUGACUGCCACGACGACCAAUGGUCAUGUGAAUGGUAACGCGGCCAAUGGAUCAACCGCUCGCUUGAAUAGAGCCGAAGAGUUGGAUGAUCUGCUAUCGGCCGUGCGCGACUUGAUUCUGCCCUUUAUUAAAGCCGCCGACGAUGCCGCGGCUCAUCGGGAAACUGGCCGGCUCCCGCUCGACGCCACUGGCACACCUCACAAUGUCCUCGUCGACGCCGUCCAGCCUCACAGCCUUGCUGCACAUCUCAAGUUCAUAUUGCCCGAGGAAGGGCAGGGUAAGCAGGGGCUGUUGGAGGGCAUCGCAAGGGUGCUCAAGUACAGCGUCAAUACUUGGGACCAGGGGUUUCUCGAUAAGCUAUACGCAAGCAACAAUCCCGUUGGCGUUAUUUCAGACAUUGUCCUGUCGGUCCUGAACACAAAUCUGCAUGUGUACCAAGUCUCGCCGGCACUUACCAUUAUCGAAAAGACGACGGGACGCGCAUUGGCCAACAAGUUUGGCUUCACGGGCCCGAGAGCCGGUGGCGUAACUUGCCAAGGUGGCAGCUCUUCAAAUCUCACCUCCCUGGUCGUUGCGCGGAACACCUUGUACCCGGACUGCAAGACCGAGGGCAACGCCAAGCAUGACUUUAUUGUGUUCACGAGCGCCCAUGGCCAUUACUCUGUGGAAAAGAGCGCCAUGAUCUGUGGCAUGGGCUCAUCUAAUGUGUGGAAAGUACCUGUUGAUGAUGGCGGAAGCAUGAAGGCAGAUGCCCUUCGCGAGCUGGUGGUUCGUGCCAAUGAGCAGGGAAAGACCCCGUUGUACGUCAACACCACUGCGGGCUCUACAGUUCGAGGUUCCUACGACCCGUUCGAGGACAUCUCAAAAAUAUGCAAAGAAUUCGGUCUCUGGAUGCACAUUGACGCUAGCUGGGGCGGGCCAGUCGUCUUUUCUGCUCAGCAGAGGUGGAAGGUCAAAGGAUCCCAUCUCGCUGAUUCCAUCACCAUCAACCCCCACAAGAUGUUGAAUGCGCCCACCACGUGUUCCUUUUUGCUGGGCCCAGACAUGAGCCUAUUCAAUAAGGCAAACACCACCGACGCCGGAUAUCUCUUCCACGGAAGCACCGAAGACGAUGUCUGGGACCUUGCGGAUUUGACAUUACAGUGCGGCCGCCGAGGCGACAGCUUAAAGGUUGCUCUCGCAUGGCUGUAUUAUGGAGCCAACGGCUUCGAGAGGCAGGUUGAUCACGCAUUCGAUAUGGCGUCCUACCUGUGGAAACUGGUGCAGCAGACGGGCAACUUCGCCAUGGUGUCGGAAAACCCGCCCCCGUGCCUCCAAGUGUGCUUCUAUUACGCACCCAACGGCGAUUUGUCGAGCGAUGCAGCGACGAACACGAAUCGCACUCAGGCCUUGGUUGAGAAAUUGAUUGGCAGGGGCUUCAUGGUGGACUAUGCUCCUGGAGACGUGGGAAGUUUCCUGAGAAUUGUUGUCAAUGUCCAGACUUUGCCAAGCACUGUCGAGGGAUUGACGAGGGCUCUGGAGGAGGCUGGAAAGGAAGUGGCUUAG
Metarhizium brunneum ARSEF 3297 is the source of this 1551-nucleotide messenger RNA. Its product is annotated as L-aspartate decarboxylase dtxS4. The record is from RefSeq and is a predicted model, not a curated record. NCBI's taxonomy places the organism in Eukaryota, Fungi, Ascomycota, Sordariomycetes, Hypocreales, Clavicipitaceae. Gene Ontology annotation, molecular function: pyridoxal phosphate binding; carboxy-lyase activity. Gene Ontology annotation, biological process: carboxylic acid metabolic process. Gene Ontology annotation, cellular component: cytoplasm.